Messenger RNA from Schistocerca americana (American grasshopper), 609 nucleotides. RefSeq lists its product as uncharacterized. Lineage: Eukaryota; Metazoa; Arthropoda; Insecta; Orthoptera; Acrididae. The transcript is spliced from 3 exons. The record is from RefSeq and is a predicted model, not a curated record. Bases 1 to 609 code for a protein of 202 amino acids.
AUGAAUCAUUCUAAUGCAUUUCCUGCACUGUCACUUGUUACUCAGCCAAUUGUAGUUGCAAAGCCGGUGCUGUGUGGGCAGGUACUGCGGCACUCGGAGCGCCUGUGGGAGUUCCUGGUGGGGCGACCGGCGCCGCUGGUGGGCGCGCGCGAGCGAGUGCGGCAGCUGUGCGAGGCCAGCCGCAUCGUGGCGAACGCGCGCCUGCGCGGCCUGCGGCCUCCGGCCCAAGCCACCCCGGCCGCCCUGGAGGUCCGUGCCUGUCGCCUCAUGGGCGCUCCUCUUCCUCGCGACUACCAGCCGCCGCCGCAGGCCGCGCGCCGCCCCAAGCCGCUGGAUCUCGUCGAUCACAAUGUGAGACAGUUGUUGAAACAGGACAGUUUGAAAUGUCACAGAAGCAAGAACCACUUCAUACUCGUGUGCGGCAACUUGUGCACAAUGAAGAACAACGAAGACAGGUGGAUCUCCUUUUCAAUCAACUGCAAAAACUUCCAGGAUUUAGACCCAUGUAAACUAUGGAAUUGCAAUGCAUAUGAAAAGCCUAUAAGGAUAAUCUUGCCAUAUUGUGUCAACUACGGCCUUCAGUGUAUCCAUCUGCUGGAAGCCUGCUGA